Molecule: messenger RNA, 4934 nt
Organism: Ceratina calcarata
Lineage: Eukaryota; Metazoa; Arthropoda; Insecta; Hymenoptera; Apidae
Product: bicaudal D-related protein homolog
Exons: 6
Coding region: 1802-3505 (567 amino acids)
Source: RefSeq, a predicted model, not a curated record
CCCGUGCGCGGGUGUACAACGAAACCCUUUCAUCCACGUACAUUUUCUCCAGUUUUCCCGCGUGCCUCUUCGCUCGUCCGCGACGAGUGCUUAUCAGGUGCACGCACGAAUAAUUCCGAAGGACCCAAUAAUAAUCGAUCGCGACACCGAGACGUCGUUGGUGGCGAUACGGAACGAUCGAAAUCGGGAUAAUUGCACGGUCGGAUCAAAUUUAGCAGUGCGAGUGAACGUUUACGUAGCGGAACGAGCUUGAGUAGUAGAACGAAUUACUUUCAGCAGGAGCAGAGCGAGGUGAGUCACUACCUGGCCGACUACGGCACGGUGCGGCGAGCUGGUCCGCCUGGCGUGUCCGCGUCCCUUUGCGCGUGUACCUUGCGCGAGUUCACGGCGAUCGAGCUCCGAAACCAGUCGAGGAAGAGAGAGAGGGUCCUGUCCUGUCGACGACCGCGAAUUCGGGAACAAAGGAACGAUCAUCGGCGAGGGUAGGAGGUCACAUUCGUUCGAUCGACUCCAUUUGCGACGAGAGCCCGGCGGUUCCACAAUGUCAAGCGUAACCACUGACGUCAUAAUUUGUUUAAGGACAGCCGACGGAAAGUAGUGUGACACAUGUAGUGAAGGUUGCGUCGCGUCGAUAUCCGUACACGCCAGGUCGUACAAUUUUAAUAUCAGUAAAGCGUUUAAUUUCACGGAACAGCCGAGAAAGAAAUUCGACUGAUAACCGAGUGUAAUUUGUGUGUAUAGACAGUGAUCGCUUGUUUACGAGUUUCUGGUGAAUAGUGAAACAAUAUCAGCAUGUGUGCCUGACGAUCAAAGGGAUUUUAUACUAAGUUGUGUUCACCGUUUCGAAGAUUGCAUUGUUGUUAAUUCCUAACGAAGAGCUAAGAAUCGUUACUGGCUGUAUGUUCGCGCGUGGUAACCAGGAAACGGAGCAGAACAUCGGAAUUAAGCCUGUAACUGUUCACCCCCGUUUCCUAAACGCAGGAGAUGUUACAUCGAAGAUCUAUCGAUCAAUCGAUUAUCCAUGCCGAAGUGAGUUUUUGCUCGGUGAUCGCGUGUGCGCGUUCAAUCGGACAUUGAAUACGAUCCAUGAAAGCGUUUGAAAGUAGUCGACGAUUAUGCCGGUGAACGUGACCACAGCUGAUCGUUUCCGGCGGUGAGAGACUUCGGUGAUCGACGAGGAAACCUGUUUCGGUUCCGAUGUUACGUGCGCGAGCCCGGACGAGGGGAAAAAGUGAACUUACACGCGCGGCUUUUAUUAUCGCGUCGCGUAAUUCAUCUACAACGUUUCGAAGGUAUUCGUUAUGACUCAGUCAAGGAUUAUCGUUACGUUAUUGAACUGUUUUUGUUUAAUCAACGUGCUUGAAAAUCGUCUAAUCGGAUUUUCAUAAUUAGCGUGGACGAUCACAAAAUAUGUGACAAGAGCUUAAAAAGAUUUCGCCAAUUCAAGUAAUAAAUCAUCGAUUUUUGCGGAAACCGGGUAUCGAACAGGCUUACUAAACUGUUUCUAAAUCGGAAUCACCACGCAUAAUCAAUGUACUUAAUUCUUAACCACGGUCAGCCUCGACACGUGUAUCGGUUCGUUCGCGGUUUUUAAUCCACGCUACGUCUUCCUUCGGAUCGAUCGCAUCGACUAGACUAGCGCGUACGUAUACCCGCAUUCUGAACGUUACAAAUGGUUCUGACGCGUGGGCGGUUCGUCACCUGGUCCCGCGUGUGUCAUUAUCACGAACGACAAUAAAGGUUCACGCGUUGCCAGACCGCGGAACACUCCGUUGACGAUCGGCAAGCGUGAAACGACACGAUGUUACCGAAGAAGGAGGUCCAGCACGAGCCGUACUCUCUGGAGGACAUGAUUUCCGAUCUCCAGGCCCGAAGGAACUCCCUAGAUCAGGAGGACCUCGAGGACCCGGUCGAGCUUUUGAAGAAACGAGACAGAGAUCUCGUCUUGGCCGCGGAAUUAGGCAAAGCGCUUCUUGAGAGGAAUCAAGAAUUGACCAGGCAAAUCGAGGGUCUCGCUGAAGAGUACUCGACCAAGUUGGAAGGUCUGGAACAAGAGAGGCACCUGCUGCGGCGACGGCUGGAGGAAGCCCGAGGCGAGAGCGAGGCGAGAACUUUAGAGUUGCAGGCGGACGUCGAGACGCUCAAGAGUCAGUUGGCGGAGCAGAAUGAACGAGCGAGACGAGCGGAACGCGAUCAGGCGACGCUGGUCGCCGAGCUCACAGCUCAAAACACGAGGCUCGCCGAUCAGCUGAGGGAGGCCGCCAAACAGGAAGAGCAACUCCUCAUCGAGGUCAAGGUGCUCAGGGAAAAGUGCGCCCUCAGGAGUACCACGCUCCAGGACCACGUCAGCAGUCUUGAAGUUCUCAGGGACGAGGUGCAGCUGGUGUCCGCGCAAAGAUCGGAUUUGGAGAGGAGGUCCUUGGAAUUGCGACAGGAGAGGGCGAGGGCGAUGGCAGCUCUUGAAGAAGCCGAGGAUCGAGCUGCGGCCUUGGAAAGGCUUAGCCACGAGGCGGAGCACAGGGCAAAGCUCGCCGAACACGAAAGGGACGAGCUGGCUGCGACGCUGGCGGCCAUCGAGGCAGGAAGGAAAGGUAGAUCCGGCUCGACACAAUCCGGCUCGAUGCAGAAGCCGCCGAGGUCUUUGCAAGCAGAAAUGGAAUGCGAGGAGAACGGAAGCUCGUUGGGCGACCAACAAGAGGACCUGCGUGCCGAGGUGGCCACGGCGAUGAAGCGACUGAAGGAACUCUGCGUUCAUUUAAGACGGGGAGAGGACGACUCCGGUUUGCAGAGCGACUGCGACGAGUCCAUGCUCGUGAUCGUGAACAACACCGCGGAAACGGAGCAGGCGAACGCCAACGGGCAGGAAACUCUCCCUAGCACGACGAAUAAUUGCCCCGGCGCCUUAUUGGAUUUGGUAGAGGAAGCUUUCAAUCUCGCUCUCUCCGGUAGAGGAGCACCCGGCGAAUUGGGUCUUGCCGUGGAGCUUCACAGGGUACGCGAGGAGUUGGAACAGACGAAGGAUCAGUUGAAGCAGACGCAGGACGAGCUGAAGAGACGCGGCGAGGCUCUGCUUGAUAUGACGAGCAAGUUGAGCGUGUGCGAGGCGGAGCUGCGCGGCGUGAAAGAAGAACGCGACAGGGCUCGCGACGACAUGGAGCACUCGCAGUUGACGAAGGACGAAGUCCUGGCGCAAGCGUACAAGGUCAGGGACCAGGCCGUGGCUAGGAAGAACAGGGCGGAGGUCGAGCUCGCGAAGACGAGGAUAGACGUUCUCCAGGCUAACAGCCAGCUGAUGGAGGCUAUUCAACAGAAGAUCGAGCUCAGUCAACAGUUGGACCAGUGGCAGAUGGACGUGCAAUCUCUUUUGGACGAGCACGUGAAAAGCAAAUUGAUGCCUGUCACGAACUCCAUCACCUCCGCGAAUUCGGAGAACUCGGAGAUCGUGGCGCCGGCGAGGAAAAAGAGGAGCACCGGAUCCUCGAGAAAGAUGUUCGGUUUGUUUUGACGAAAAUGACUGUUCGCGUGAGUCACGUUGCGCGAAAUGGUAUUUAAAAUGGACACGCCGGUGAACACGGUGAGAGAAGAAGACUGCGCUCGAAGGGAGGUUCUUUCGCGCACUUUUCCAAGUGGCAGCUACGAAUCGGGGGCCAUUCGACCGUUCGUGAAACCGAGCGGCGAACCCGCCGUAGAAAACACUCUGAGCGAAUUUUUUACACGAUCGACAAGUUGUACGUCGAGUCUUUCUCUACUCGAGAAAUCUCGUUACGCGAUAGCUAAUUUACGACGCUUUGUUUUACGAUGUUGCUUCGUUUAUGGGACUUUUAUCUUCCUCAGCCAGUUAGAUUUCCUUUAACUGUCCUAUAAAUGAUACUGUCGAGUAUCGUAGCAUACAAAUUCAGAGCAAUGAAAGAAAGUAUCCUGUUUUGUCGAACGAGGAAUCAUGGAGAACGUCAAGGAGUAAUCCGAUUGCUGACAAUGAUUUUACGGUGAAACGUGAACGUGUCUGUCCCCUUUCCGCGCACGAUUUCAGAAUGUCUCGUCAUUCCGGUAAUCGCGGAACGCCUGGUUACCGCGGCGAAGACCGAUCUCUAGUGGUAUCUUCUCAAGAUCUCCAGACUCGCGGGCACAGACUCGUCAUUAUUCAGAAAGCAAUGAGUUUAAGUGAAACUACGGCUGACUUCCUCGUUCUCAAUUUUUUUCAUUGGACAUCGCGGUCUAAAAAAAGAGAUAUUCCAGUUCGGUGUAAAUAAAAGGUGGCAUUUGUGAUAGACUCGCGUGUAUUACGAUAGGUUUUAUGACAAAGGAAUUUCUUAUCGUUAAUUGCGAUACGCAUGUAUAUAUAUUUUAUCGCUGUUACGAUAAAUUUUUUAUGAUCGAAUUUUAUAUAAGUCGGCGUUAUCGUUGUUGCUAGAAAGAUUAUUGAUUAAUGAGCAAAACUUUAAUGGUUUGUAUUUCUGUAUUUCUUUUGUUCUAAACGUCUAUCCAUCCGUCCGUCCGAGUGGACCAGAAAAUUAUAGUAAUACAGCCAUAGAAGGGAAAAGUUUCGGUUAUCAGCUGGCGUGGAGAAAAUCGAAAGCGAGCCAGCUGUGAGCCCUAAGCCUUUUCAACGACGAGUGUGCAAUACGAAUUGUGGUAGAGAAAUUUGUCGCGUUCAACCGCGACGAUGUUCCUCGACAUUGUUUAUGCCCGUUCCAGGUCGAACGGUUAGCUUUAAUUAACGAUCGACGUUAAGGAGUGACAACGAAGCGGUUGCACUGCGGAUCACUCGACUUAACACGAACGCACGCAAUAGCCUUAAUUGUAAAUUAGGAGUGCGACGAACCGUUUAAUUAGGUGGUUCGUUACGAUUGUACAGUAGCUGUACGAUUCCUUCUGAUCUGAACGAUUGUGACGACGUAUUUAUUUAAUAAAAGUCUGUUUUGAAAAGAAACAAA